AUGUCGUCGGCCUCCCCCCCAAAAGAGCCAGAGGUGGAACAUGAGAACCAGUCAGGCGAUGACCCGGAAUCCAUGGACCGCGACAACCAGGACCCCAGCGGACAAGGCCAAGGCGAAUUCGAGGUCAAGGAGCAGGACCGAUGGCUCCCGAUUGCAAAUGUCGCUCGCAUCAUGAAGACCGCGCUCCCCGAAAACGCCAAAAUCGCAAAAGAGGCCAAAGAAUGCAUGCAAGAGUGUGUGAGCGAGUUUAUCUCGUUCAUCACCAGUGAGGCCUCGGAAAAGUGCCAGCAAGAGAAGCGCAAGACGGUCAAUGGUGAGGACAUUCUCUAUGCCAUGACGUCGUUGGGAUUUGAAAACUACGCUGAAGCGUUGAAGAUUUACCUGGCCAAAUACCGUGAAACACAAUCCGCCCGCGGAGAGAAUCAAAACCGGCCAUCAAGCAGUGGCUAUGGCUCUGCCAGUGCUGUAGGAGGUGGCGCCGCCGGUGCACCAGCUGCUCGGGGCGCCAACGCCCCCGCUGGAUUCCCCGGAGCCCCCGAGAAUGUCCUUUCGGCCAAUCUCGACCCUUCGGAGCAAGAAGGCCAGAAUUACGGCUAUGGCUCUAUCGUUGGCCAAGCUCACAACGGAGCUGGUGGCGAAUUCCAUUAG
Talaromyces rugulosus is the source of this 648-nucleotide messenger RNA. RefSeq lists its product as uncharacterized. The record is from RefSeq and is a predicted model, not a curated record. Gene Ontology annotation, molecular function: RNA polymerase II cis-regulatory region sequence-specific DNA binding; DNA-binding transcription activator activity, RNA polymerase II-specific; protein heterodimerization activity. Gene Ontology annotation, cellular component: nucleus; CCAAT-binding factor complex. NCBI's taxonomy places the organism in Eukaryota, Fungi, Ascomycota, Eurotiomycetes, Eurotiales, Trichocomaceae. Gene Ontology annotation, biological process: regulation of transcription by RNA polymerase II. The transcript has 4 exons. The coding region runs from base 1 to 648 and encodes 215 amino acids.